GCAACAUGGCUGCUUCCUACCGGGAAGAAAGGGGUCUGAUAGUGCCGGCGGCAGCCCUACCGAACUCGUCACUUUCGUCACAGCCGCCAGCUCCCGACCCAAGGAGACCUAAAAAGUGUCUGGUCUACCCGCAUCCUCCGAAGAGCUCCCGCCUGCCUCGGUCCAUCCUGCGCUGGCUCCAGAGCCUGGAUCUCACCUUCUUCCCCAGGAACGUCAACAGGGAUUUUUCAAAUGGCUUCCUGAUAGCAGAAAUAUUCACCAUAUAUUACCCCUGGAACCUUAAAUUGUCAUCUUUUGUAAAUGGAACUUCUUUAAAAGUCAAGUUGGGUAACUGGGCACAAUUGGAAAAGUUCCUGGCCAAAAAAAAAAUUAAAUUCCCUAAAGAACUGAUCUAUGGAACAAUUCAUUGUAAAGCCGGAGUACCUGAAAUACUGAUACAAGAGAUUUACACCUUGUUAACACAUCGAGAAAUUAAAAGUAUCCAGGAUGACCUGGUGAAUUUUACAGAGUACAGUUACCAGAUGCAUUUGCCCCUGGUUCCCAGGUCUACAGCUUCAAAGUCUAUUAAAGAUAACAUUAGGUUAUCGGAAUUAAUAAGUAAUGCCAACAUGGUUAGCAAUGAACUUAAAAUUGAUUUCCUCUUCCUUUUACGAAUGUUGCAAAGAAAUUUAGGUAGAAAAUUGUAUCCAGAACGGUUUGAUGUCAAACCGACAGUGGGAGAAUCUACUCUCAAUCAUCUUCCUGCCCAAGUGUCUGGGUUCAAACAUAAUUCAGUGAUUUCAAGACAAAGAGUUGCUCCUAUUUUCCCAAAUACAGGUAAUGGUGGCAAUUCACUUAAAACAAUUCCUGUGAAGCAAGCUGGAACAUCUUUUUCUGAAUCUUCUAUGGAACCUAUCAGAAACGUGGAAAAGUAACCUUGAAACGCACCUGUCUAAUGGCUUUGCAGAAGUGAUACCACUAUCUCUUGCCAUACUAAAGGGAUAUAAUCACCUAGUCUGGGAUAUAUUUCAAUAAUAAGUAAAAUUAAAGUGGUAUCUUAUCCAUAAUUGGGCUGAAGAACAUGUUUUUUGGUUUUUGUUGUUUUUUUUUUUCCAUUUCCAUUCAACAACCAUUUAUUAAAAAACAUCUGUGCCAGGUACUGUUGAAAAUACAAAAUCAAAUUAAUUAGUACAGAAUGAGUAAAAAUAAUUUUAAAGGUACAGUUAAACAUAAUUCACCAUGACAAGAGUUCUUUCUCAUAAAUUUUGUAGGAAUGUUGAUUCUACUUUGUAAUGUUUUCCUCAUUAGAAAUGAAAGAAAGCUACUAGUUUUCUUGUACUAGUAUGUAUUUACACAUCACAUUCAUUAAUACAAAUUUUAUUCUGAAUGAUUAUUAUACACUGGCCCAUAGAAAAUCUUACCCACCUCCAUAAAUAGCAUUAUUUAAAUCAUUUAAAAAAAUAGGUAUCCUUCCUGUUGAUACUGAGUUGUGGAGAAAGAAAAUCAAGCUUUACUUGGAAAUUGGUUCUGGAGUUUAUCAAUGCAUUUAAUUCAAUUUAACCCUACUGGUUGCUGUCAUGCCCAUAUUUUUAUUAAAGGGAAACAAAAGCACAUUGAUGUCGUGACUGAUUAUCUUUCAUAUAUUCUUGGUAACUUUAUAUUCCUAUCUGGAAAAUUUUUCCACUGGAAUUAUUCAUAUUUUUACGCCAUCUCAUUAACAGCCUUCUUUGACUUCCAAGAUGAGUAUUAAUAAUGGUGAAUCUCAUGACGUUUGUCAAUUUCCAGCUAAACUUUAUCAGUUUUUCUGCAUUUUUGAAGGCUUAGGCAGUUUUAUUAGAAUUUCUACCUCCACAGACUUCCUUGUUUAAUUUUUCAGCACAUCAUAUUUAGUAAAAGAAAUUAAAGAGAGACCCGGUGAAACAGAUGACUUCUUAGGAAUGUAUAUAGAAUCUGGUUUUAUCUGAGGUAAAGGAUGCAUAUCUUAGUCCAAAUGCAUAUCUUAACCAGCUCUGGGUUAUUUACCUGCUGCCUUGCAUUCUAAUGGGACAAAUCUAAAAUUAUGGCAAUAAUUUUUUAACCCAUAAAAUAUAGUUCCUUAGGAAAGGGUUUUAGAAACAAGUCUUCUGAAGCUCAUCUGACGAAAGAUCCUGAGAAAAGGAAUAGAUUUAGGUAAACAGUCAAAUAAUAUGUUUCUUUAUCCUCUUGACUCUGUUCAAUCUCCUGAAAAAGCUUAUCCCUCACGGCCUAUGGUUAAGUACCCAAGACUCCUGUGAGACUUAUGGAGAGUUGUGAAAAAUAUGAAAUGGCUUGUAAGAUUCAUUCCAUAGUGAAUAAAUAAAGAAGGUAGCAGGUAUGGCCAAAGUAGAUAACUUCAAGAACUUCUGGAGGAUGAGUUGUGUCAACAGAAGCCAACAUUACGGCAAAUCACAGGAAGUCCAUUUACUUCACAAAGGAUUUUUUUUUUAUGUAUAUAUAUGUAUGUAUAUACUUACAAGAAGCGGAGUACAGCAUUAGGAAUAGAGACAGUGGAAAUGUAAUGGCACAAAGGAUUUUUGACGGAAGAAAGCAAUGAACUUUUCUAGGAGCUGCAGCAGCCCCUGUAGGAACAGAACCUUUUCAAUCAACUGACAGAAUGCUUAUCAUGGCAAUGGAGACCACUGUGAUGUGCUGUUCUUAUUCGUUAGGAAGGCCUCUCUUUCAGAUAAUUUGAGGGCUUAUUGUAGUCAGUGUUUCUUACACAUGGAGAAUCUUCCUCCUGAACAGUCCAAUAAAGUGACUUUUCUAGGUUUCCGAGUAGGGUAAUAAUCCAGGUGGACAGCUCAGCCCUUCACACCUCUGCUGACUCUGAGCCAGCAUUGGUGGGGAAAAUAGUGUUCCCUCGAUGUUUUUAGGGACAAGACUGACACUCAUCUUAGCAGUUAACUACAUCAUAUCUGGCUUUAAAUUGCAGCAUUUAUUAAAAUGUAGGGGACCUGAAAUACAUAGACAUUUGGGUACAUGAAAUACAUGAAAAUCUAGAUAACUACAUGCCAUAUUAUAGCAGUCAUAUGGUAUUUAAAUUCAUCAUGGAAGUACUUUUUUUCAGUUAUUUAGAUCAAGAGUUUCAAAGAGAUGGUACAAUAAGACUUACCAAGAGUUGAUAAUAAAGAUAUCUUCUGUAUUACUGGCACACUAAUAUGAAAUCCCAAAUUUUACAAGUAAUUUGUGAGACUUUUACUAUAUUCAGAAUUUUAACUUAAUACCAAAAAAGUACUAAUUUUCCUGUUAUAAGGACAACAAAAUACAGUCAUUGCUCUAAUGCAACCAUGU
Molecule: messenger RNA, 3288 nt
Organism: Rhinolophus ferrumequinum (greater horseshoe bat)
Lineage: Eukaryota; Metazoa; Chordata; Mammalia; Chiroptera; Rhinolophidae
Gene: SPATA4
Product: spermatogenesis associated 4
Exons: 6
Coding region: 6-914 (302 amino acids)
Biological process (GO): regulation of cytoskeleton organization; negative regulation of execution phase of apoptosis
Cellular component (GO): axoneme
Molecular function (GO): microtubule binding
Source: RefSeq, a predicted model, not a curated record